ACUGGUAUGACGAUCCCCUCGUGGGACUUCUCGGGCUCAACGAUGGUGACGACCAGCUUUAUUAGGAUAACCCCCGACCAACAGUCCCGGAUGGGAGGCCUUUGGAAUAAAAUUCCCUUUGACUUCCGGAAUUGGGAAAUACAGAUACAUUUUAAAGUGAGCGGACACGGCAAGGACCUGUUCGGUGACGGAAUGGCCUUUUGGUACAUCAGAGACCCUCUUAAGCCGGGCAAUGUUUUUGGAAAUUCUGACUUUUUUGUUGGUUUGGGAAUAUUUUUGGACACUUAUGCCAAUCAGAAUGGGAUCCAUAGUCACGGUCACCCAUACAUCUCAGCGAUGGUCAACAAUGGCACCAAUCAUUACGACCACGACAGGGAUGGCACACAUUCAGAGAUGGCCGGGUGUGAGUCGAAGUUCAGAGGCUCCGAUCACGACACAUAUCUGGCCAUCAGGUAUGAGAACGACAUCCUCACUGUCAACACAAUGAUCGACGGAACGGGCGAUUGGAAGGAAUGCUUUACUGUGAAAGGGGUUCGACUGCCGACCGGCUAUUACUUUGGAGUGACGGCCGCGACGGGAGAUCUGAGUGACAAUCACGACGUGAUCUCAAUCAAGUCAUACGAACUGGAAGUGCCGUCAGUUAUGAAUCCACUGGAAGAUCGGUCUAAGAUUAUUCCGUCCGCCUCUAUAUUCGCGCCGCCGCGCGACCACACGCCAGACCCGCCCCCACCCAUGUCUGGCUUCAAGUUUUUCCUCGUUAUCCUCUGUGCCAUCAUUGGAGUCAUUGUCUGCGUUGUCGUCGGCAUUAUGGUCUUCCAGAAAAAUCAACAGAACUCUCGAAAGAGGUUUUACUAA
Messenger RNA from Oppiella nova, 855 nucleotides. NCBI's taxonomy places the organism in Eukaryota, Metazoa, Arthropoda, Arachnida, Sarcoptiformes, Oppiidae. The record is from the annotation of a GenBank genome assembly.